AUGCAUAAACCAUAUAAAGGACUAAUAGAUCCAUCAGGAUAUAAUUAUGGGGGAUAGAGUUUGAUGUUUUUUGAAAAAUACAAUCAUCGUGAAUAUUUAAAUAAGGUUAAAGCAUGGCCAUUAAAUCAUAUGAAAUACAUGGAAAGUGAAUAUCCAAUUCAAGAAUCUAAAUAUUAACCAUAUAAAAAUCCAUUAAUUGAUGAGAAGAUAGCUUUAGUAAAACCAAAGAAUGAAAUAAUACCUGAAAAUAAACCUCGUUUUUUUAGAAGAGUCUAAAGUUCAAUUGAUCCAGGAUUAUAAUAAACUCGCUAUUAACCUAAUUAAAUGUGGCCUAAACAUAAAAAAUAUAGAGAAAAAACAUCUGGGUAAUAUUUAUAAUAUCUGAACCCAAAAAAUGAUCCAUAUGGACAUAAAGAAUGUAUUUUUAAUUAAUAAAAUUUAAGCAAAAAUAAGAACUAAAAAUGAUCGAAAGGGAUUAUCAUAUGCAUCAAAUUUAAUGAAUUUCUCUUUUAAAGAGGAAACAAUACUUCAAGAAUUUGAUAAGUUAUUCUAAAGAUAAAUCAACUCAGGAGAAAGAAUUACAAUUGAAAUCAUUUAAUCAAUAGUAAUUUAAUUGGGUUAAUAAUUUAAUAUCAAAUCUUUAGAUACUUUUUCUAAAUUAUUUAAUCAUAUUUAAAAAUAAGGUUAACUCUCUAUUUAAGAUUUUUAAUAAAUGUAUACAAAUGUGCUCCAUCAUUUGAAUUGA
Molecule: messenger RNA, 745 nt
Organism: Paramecium pentaurelia
Lineage: Eukaryota; Ciliophora; Oligohymenophorea; Peniculida; Parameciidae
Source: the annotation of a GenBank genome assembly